Molecule: messenger RNA, 1893 nt
Organism: Owenia fusiformis
Lineage: Eukaryota; Metazoa; Annelida; Polychaeta; Sabellida; Oweniidae
Source: the annotation of a GenBank genome assembly
AUGGGAGGCCUGAACACAGUGAAGACCGAGCCAAUUCAGGGAGUUACCUCACUCUUGAACAGGCCAAAUGGCCAGUCCACGUACCAGGCGUGUAUUGAAGGAUCUGAAAUCCAGCAAUGAAAACAAUACCUGCUUUGAAUGUGGGGCUCACAAUCCACAAUGGGUCAGUGUAAAUUAUGGUAUCUGGAUUUGCCUUGAGUGCUCGGGCAAACACAGAGGACUUGGUGUCCAUCUCAGCUUUGUGAGAUCUGUUACUAUGGACAAGUGGAAAGAUACAGAAUUAGAGAAAAUGAAAAAGGGUGGCAAUAGAGAUUUCCGAGUGUUCCUGGAAAGCCAAUCAGAUUACAGUGAUAGUAUGACAAUUCAGGAGAAGUAUAACAGUAAAGCUGCAGCCUUAUAUAGGGAUAAGGUUGCAACAGAGGCUGAAGGGAAGCCAUGGUCCAUAUCAACAUCAAAAGCUCGCAAUCAUGUCCCUCAUGUGGCCAGUGCCAGGCUGGCAACUCAAAAGAGCUUCGGUUCGAAUGAUAUUCACAAGAGCAACACAUAUGCUGGCAAUGAUACAACGAUGGAGGAAGCAUUUGGCAUGUCGAGGGAAAAUAUAUCCAGACAGAAAGAUGAUUUCUUCUCACGUAGACAAGCAGAAAAUGCCUCCAGACCAGAGGGCGUAGCUCCAAGUGAAGGUGGGAAAUAUGUAGGAUUUGGCAGCUCUCCUGCUCCCCAGAAACAAAACAAUGAUCUGCUUGAGGGGACACUUUCUUCGCUCUCUAGUGGAUGGGCUUCUUUCUCUGUAGGGGCAUCAAAAUUUGCAUCUGUAGCGACUGAAAAGGCUACCAAAUUGGCAGCUACUACAGCACAGAAAACUAAAGAAAUCAGUCAUUCCAUGAAUGAAAAGGUUAAAGACGGCAAGGUUUUUGACAAUGUGUCGAAUUCUUUGACCAACUUUGGAACAAAGGUAAAAGAUGGGUCAUUGGCCAGUGAUGUUGGAUCUUCUUUAAGCACUUGGGGCUCAAAGAUCUCAUCAGCAAGUGUGAAAGGUUGGAGCAGCUUACAGUCCACAUUUACUGACCAGCCUGCUGACAGGGAGGGAGCUACCCUUGUGAACAACAGGACCCCUAGUGGCACGUUUGGCGAACCCAGUAAGCCACUUCUCAAAAGAGAUUACAGUGAUGACUCAUGGGCCGGCUGGGGCGAGGGAGAGGACUGGGGAAGCCCUGGGGAUGAGACCCCCACAAACUCCCUUAGUAAAUCCGACACACAGAACAGCGGAGAUAGUUGGGGGAGCUGGAGUAAUCAGGAAGGGAGCCAAUCAAAACCUUCCGAGAAGAAAUCUGGUGAUGAAUGGGAUACGGAAAACUGGGGUGCAAUGGACAAACCAGCGAAAACUAAAACUAAAUCUAAGCCUAAGGCAACUAGCGCUAAGCAAGAACCAGACACUGCUAAUCUUAUUGAUUUUGAUGGAGAGUCUGCGGGUACUGGUGGCAAUAAUGGUUGGGACAAUGAAAAAUGGGCAGAAGAAGAUGAUGCCUGGGAAAGUUUGGAAUCUACGUCUAAUAAACCUAAAAGUAAAAAAGGUGAUUGAUGAUUGCUGAUGCAGAACUAAUAAAAAAGUUAAAAUUAGUCCAAAUAUGUAAACAUUUACAAGUAUUUAAAGAUAAACUGGCUGAAUUAUAUUAUCUGAUCUUAGGAUAACAGAAAAUAUACAUGUUGUAUUUUAACAUUAGAAUGAGUACCGAAGGACCUAAGAUAUUAUUUUGCAGUAUUUUUUCAUUUGUUUCAAAUACCAGGCAUCUAUUGUAUGUACAUUGUCAAGAUAAGUAGAUAUUGAAUAUAUUUAUUGGCUUCAGGGCUGAGGCAUGUAAAUAAAUAACAAGACAGCACAUGUAUCAUCAUACA